UUCUCGCCGUCGUAGAUGUCGCCGUCCCACGCGUAUACAAGCUACUCUUGACGUGAAAAUGCUCUACCAGGCGCGGCUGAAGACCGUCGGUGCAGCUCUACUCAUGGUUCGCUGUCCUCGGCGAGGGACCUGUGUUUAUUAUUGCGUCAAUAUAAUAAAAACGGCAUAGUUUAUUUCGAGAUAUUCGUAAUUCCGCAGCCAGACUUCCUGACUGGCGGCGGUAGAGGUACACUUUCUAUCUGGCUAGGAGAGGGCAGGCAUCACAGGACGGUUUCAUUCUCUGUACCAUUGUUCCUGCACGAUCCUAUCGGACGUCUCUAAUGCUUCUCUUUCUCUUGGUAUAUCAUCCCGUGACCAUACCAUUGGUCAUACGCUAGGCCGCGCUGGGUAUAUAUACUUCGUUAUUUAUGUCUGCCCCAAUCUAACAAUCAUGAUCGAUUCCCUUCAGGAUAGCAACAAUUCAAAGGGCCCUGACAGCGAAAAGAGCCAUUACAGUGUUGAACUCGAUGCACCAUUAGCAAGGAGGGUAUGGCUCAAGCUGGAUUUAUUCCUGCUACCUGUAAUAGCAAUGUUCUAUUUUUUGUCAUUCCUCGACAGAACGAACAUCGGCAAUGCGCGCGUUGCUGGCCUUCAAAGCGACCUCCAAAUGACAAACAAGCAGUAUAGCAUUGCGUUGACCGUCACUUACGUUCCGUAUAUCGCCGCUGAGUUACCUUCAAAUCUGUUGCUUCGAGUCGUUGGUCCAAACUAUCUCCUCCCGACCUUAUUGACCAUCUGGGGCGUGGUCACCACCCUUCAAGGAGUGGUGACGAGCUAUAGUGGCCUCCUUGCCUGUCGGUUCUUCAUCGGGCUGUUCGAAGGCGGCGUCUUCCCAGGAUUGGUGCUGUACCUCACGCAUUUCUACCCACGUGCCAAGAUGACCACCCGUGUAUCGGCAUUUUUCGCAUCCGCCUCACUCUCAGGAGCAUUUUCGGGAAUCCUUGCGUAUGGUAUUAUACGCAUGGAUGGCGUAGGAGGGCGCGCAGGGUGGCGAUGGAUAUUUAUCCUCGAAGGCGCAUUCACAGUCGCUUGGGGCAUAAUGAGUUAUUUUCUUAUGCCUCGAGAUGCUAUGGCAGCGAGAUUUUUGCGUCCAACUGAACGCGAAUAUGUCGCUAGUCAGGUUGUUGAGCCUGGAGGAGAGCAGUUCGAAUGGAGAGAGGUCAGGAAGGCAUUCGUCGCGCCACAUGUUUGGAUCCUCGGCGUUGUAUUCUUCUUUUCGGGUGCCCUCCUCUUUGGCCUAGCUUACUUCACGCCAUCAAUUGUCCAGAGCUUGGGAUAUACUGCUGCUCGCUCCCAGCUCAUGAGUGUGCCACCGUUUGCUGCCGCUUUUGCGUUGUCAAUGACGACCGCGUACCUAUGCGACAGGUUCCAUAUCCGAGGUCUUGUCUGUGUUGUCACCUCCAUUAUCGCCCUGAUAGGAUUCGUUAUAUUCCUUACCUCGUCGUCGGCAAACGCCCGGUAUGGUAGCCUCUUUCUGUCGAUCCCUGGUGCGUAUACCUCCGCCCCGACCUUGUCCACCUGGAACGCGGCGAAUUCAGCACCGCAUGUUCGCCGCGCUACGGCAAUUGCUAUUGGGUUCAUGAUGACGAGUGCUGGAGGAAUUUUGUCGACGUGGUUGCUUGGUAGUUUGAGCACUGCGCCCAAGUACGUGCUCGGGACCAGGGUAAUGGUGGGGUUCAGUGGUGGGAUGGCUGUCGGGUCGGCAUUAUGCUUGGGGUAUUUCGUGUGGAUGAAUCGAAGGAAGAGGCAGAUGCUGGGACGGGAAGUUAAAGGAAUGGAUGGGGAUUUGGCCCCGUCGUUUAUGUAUUUGCUAUGAUGGUAGUAAUGCGUAUGUUACCUAUGUGACAAGUUCCUGAUCAGAGGCCUUGUUUGUAUUGUCACCUCCAUCAUGUCCUUGAUAGGAUUUAUCAUGUUUCUCACCUCGUCGUCGGCAGACACCCGGUAUGGGAGCUUCUUUUUGACUAGACCUGCUGUGUACAGCGCCAAUCCGACAUUGGGGUCCUGGAACUCUACCAAUUCGGCACCACACGUGUCUAUUUCAGGGAGAAUUCAAUCUAUCACUCUUUCACCGCACCAGAUAGUCAAUCUGGAAAGGAGGCUGUGAAACAUUGAUGAGCGAAGCGUCAACAUGGAUGCUCAUCUAGGUAUUAUGGAGAGGCAAAUCUUCGAGCUGCAGAACACCGUAUCCGCUG
Desarmillaria tabescens is the source of this 2231-nucleotide messenger RNA. Its product is annotated as major facilitator superfamily domain-containing protein. The coding region runs from base 431 to 1855 and encodes 474 amino acids. The record is from RefSeq and is a predicted model, not a curated record. Lineage: Eukaryota; Fungi; Basidiomycota; Agaricomycetes; Agaricales; Physalacriaceae. Gene Ontology annotation, molecular function: transmembrane transporter activity. Gene Ontology annotation, biological process: transmembrane transport. The transcript has 6 exons. Gene Ontology annotation, cellular component: membrane.